This is a messenger RNA of Rhodamnia argentea, 1435 nucleotides long. Its product is annotated as xyloglucan endotransglucosylase/hydrolase protein 31-like. NCBI's taxonomy places the organism in Eukaryota, Viridiplantae, Streptophyta, Magnoliopsida, Myrtales, Myrtaceae. Gene Ontology annotation, cellular component: cell wall; apoplast. The record is from RefSeq and is a predicted model, not a curated record. Gene Ontology annotation, molecular function: hydrolase activity, hydrolyzing O-glycosyl compounds; xyloglucan:xyloglucosyl transferase activity. Gene Ontology annotation, biological process: cell wall biogenesis; xyloglucan metabolic process. The coding region runs from base 281 to 1201 and encodes 306 amino acids. The transcript is spliced from 4 exons.
GACAGAUGCCUGCAACUAAGAAACAGGACAAGUUCUUCCUCCAUAGAUGGGCCAAUCGUCUGCAAAUUUGUCCCCAUCUGCAACAAUUAUAACUCCCAUACAAUACAACCAACUUAUCUCCACAAUCACAACGUGGGGUCCUCUGGUUUUCCCUUAUUUAUACCGACUCCCCCUCUGCCCGCAGCCCUCCAUCAUGUACACGCCUUCACCUUCAUCUCGCAUUCGUGUUCAGUCCCCUGUCUUCAUUCGUUCAGCACACUUUCACCAGUGUUGAAGGACCAUGGUGAUGUCUCUGCAAUAUUGUCCCUCUUACAUGGCGUGCAUUUGGGUCCUGAUGAUGAUCAUGACAGUGAUGAAUGCUCCUAGGAUGGCCGGUGCACAGGGCCCGCCUCCACCUGGCUACUACCCCAGCUCCAGAUUCGACGCCAUGACCUUUGAUCAAGGGUUCAGGAACCUGUGGGGGCCUCGGCACCAGAUUGUAGACCAGGGCUCUGUGACCAUCUGGCUUGAUAGUUCCUCGGGAAGCGGAUUCAAGUCGCUUCGACCCUACAAAUCUGGCUAUUUCAGUGCUGCUGUGAAGCUUCAACCUGGUUACACGGCAGGCGUCAACACAUGUUUCUACCUAUCGAACAACGAGGACUACCCAGGUAACCACGACGAGGUGGACAUAGAGUUCCUCGGGACGACGGCCGAUAAGCCGUACACGUUGCAGACGAACGUGUACAUCACCGGGAGUGGGGACGGCAACAUCAUCGGGAGGGAGAUGAAGUUCCAUCUCUGGUUCGACCCCACCGAGGAUUUCCACAACUACGCAAUUCUCUGGACCCCUAUGGAGAUCAUAUUCUUGGUGGAUGAUGUGCCGAUACGGAGGUACCCUAGAAAGAGCGACGCGACGUUUCCCGAGAGACCGAUGUGGGUGUACGGAUCGAUAUGGGACGCGUCGUCCUGGGCCACGGAGAACGGCAAAUACAAAGCCAACUACCAAUACCAACCCUUCGUCGGGAAGUACACAAACUUCAAGAUAGGUGGGUGCACCGCCGACAGCUCCGCCUCGUGCCAGCCGCCUUCCGCCUCGCCGUCGAGAUCCGGCGGGCUGAGCCGCCAACAGAAGGCCGCGAUGGAGUGGGUCCAAAGGAACUACAUGGUCUACUACUACUGUGGGGAUCCAAGUAGAGACCAGAGCCUCACUCCUGAAUGUUGAGAGAGAGAGAGAGAGAGAGAGAGAGAGAGAUGAUUGUCCUUAUUCAAGUGUCUAUUAUUCCCAGUAAGCCCUAAAGUUGUGGGGGCGUCUUGAGAUGUGUCCCACUUGCCAAAAGAGCAAAAGAACAGUCGAUCGUCCAAGCCCCGAAGAACUUUGUCUCAGUUUGGGUUCAAAACUUGUAUGGAUUCGCGAAAGAAUUGAAUGAAAUAACUGUCAUCGAAGUGUUCGCAACAA